AUGAUUGAUCGUUCCCCAAAGUUUAAAAUAGAAUAUAUGGCUCCCUUAAGCCAACACUAGAAAGUAUUAAUAGAAGAAGAACCUAAUAUUGACAUAAUAGAAUGCGACCAAACUAAAAUCUCAUUUAAUGAAAAAUUAAUUGUUUGUAAUUACAAACCAUGGCAAACUGUAAUUGAAAUAACUAAAACUAUUGAAAAACUUAAAGGACAUUCAAAUGUGUAUUGGAUUAAUCCAACCCUUGAUUCACGUCUAAAAAGCAAUUUUAAAUCUAUUUUAAAAAAUUCUCCAAAAGUUUAAUCCAAUCUCUUUUGAAAAAUGUGUGAUCUAUAUUUGUUCUAUAUAAUACCUAUAAAUAAAAUGAAAAAUAGAAUAAUAAGGUAUUCAUUUAUAUUUCAUUAAUUCUAUAUUGGUUAAUUAAACUGAAGAAUUGAUCACUAAAUUAAAUAAAGAGAGAGACAAAAAGUUAAUUGUUGAAGAACUCAAAAUUAAAUGAGUUUAUUUAAUUCAUAUUCAUAUUAUUAGUGAACUUUUUAUUUUAAAAAA
Paramecium tetraurelia is the source of this 543-nucleotide messenger RNA. RefSeq lists its product as uncharacterized. The transcript has a single exon. NCBI's taxonomy places the organism in Eukaryota, Ciliophora, Oligohymenophorea, Peniculida, Parameciidae. The record is from RefSeq and is a predicted model, not a curated record.